AUGCCUGAAUAUUCGAAUGUUGAAGUUACAUUAUUGGAUGAUCAAUUAUCAAAAGAUCGACAAGAAACAAAUAAUGUUUUAUCAGUAAAAAAAGAUACGAAAACUACUUAUUCUCUAAUUUUCCAACGAGAUUCAUCGGAUGUAUUGAAGAUUUCUGUUGAUAAAUCAUUUGAAAGUAUUCGAUCUGGUUCAGCUGGCAUUAUUAUCAGUUUACCUAAACAAAAACAUCUUACAUAUUUAUUGAAAUUUUCUACGCGAGAAGAUGCAACCAGUUUCAAUACACUUCUUGGAUUUAUUAGAUCUGGUAAAGAUAUUGAUGAUUUUGAAAAUUCUCAAUUUGACGAGCGAACAGAUGACUUCUCAGCAGAACAAUAUUUUCAUUUUUACAGUUGUUUAUCUCAACAACAAAAUAUGAUGCAAGAUUAUAUUCGUACUUCAACAUAUCAACGAGCUAUUCUUGAUAAUGCUAUUGAUUUUUCUGGAAAAGUUGUCCUUGAUGUUGGUGCUGGUUCAGGUAUUCUUUCAUUUUUUGCUGCUCAAGCUGGUGCACGUAAAGUUUAUGCAGUUGAAGCAAGUUCUAUGGCUGAACAUGCUAAAGCUCUUGUUGAAAAUAAUCAUUUAAGUAAUCGUAUUAAAGUUAUUUCUGGUAAAAUAGAAGAUAUAACAUUACCUGAACAAGUUGAUGUUAUUAUAUCUGAACCCAUAGGUUAUAUGUUAUAUAAUGAACGUAUGUUAGAAUCAUAUAUUCAUGCUAGAAAAUUUCUUAAACCAAAUGGUAAAAUGUAUCCAACAACAGGUGAUCUUUAUGUAACACCAUUUACAGAUGAAUCAUUAUAUAUGGAACAAGUUAGUAAAGCUAAUUUUUGGUAUCAACAAUCAUUUUAUGGUGUUGAUUUAACAACAUUACGUGAUAAAGCAUUAGAAGAAUAUUUGAAUCAACCAGUUGUUGAUAAUUUUGAUGUACGAAUAUGUUUAGCUAAACCAACUAAAUAUUCAGUAAAUUUUUUAAAUGCAGCUGAAGAAGAUUUAUAUGAAAUGAAUAUUCCAUUAUCAUUUCCAAUGACAACAGCAGCUGUUGUACAUGGUUUAGCUUUUUGGUUCGAUAUUUCAUUUGAUGGAACAAGUUCUGAAAUAUGGUUGUCAACUUCACCAACUGAACCAUUAACACAUUGGUAUCAAGUUCGUUGUUUAUUUAUUAAACCACUUACAGUAAGUCAAGGACAAGUUCUUAAAGGCCAUGCAAUAUUAAAUGCAAACAGAAGACAAAGUUAUGAUGUUGAAAUGUAUCUUGAAAUUGAGGGUACAAAUAUAUCUGCUGAAAAUACAGUUGAUCUUAAAAAUCCAUAUUUUCGAUUUUCAAAUGGAUCAGCACCAAUUCCACCGGGACAAUAUCAUGAUUCACCAACAGAACAAUAUUGGAAUGAACUACCAAAUGAACAAAUAGCUCCUGGUACUGGCAUUCAUCCGAAUGCAAAUCCAUAUUCUCAAAAUUGCAAUAUUAAUAACAAUUUGAAUUCAAGCGGUGAUUAUGAUGGUACUAAAGUGGCUACCGAUUGGGGAUGGUGUUAA
Messenger RNA from Rotaria sp. Silwood1, 1569 nucleotides. Lineage: Eukaryota; Metazoa; Rotifera; Eurotatoria; Philodinida; Philodinidae. The record is from the annotation of a GenBank genome assembly.